Diatraea saccharalis (sugarcane borer) is the source of this 2386-nucleotide messenger RNA. The record is from the annotation of a GenBank genome assembly. NCBI's taxonomy places the organism in Eukaryota, Metazoa, Arthropoda, Insecta, Lepidoptera, Crambidae.
AAAUGAAAUGUGUGCGCCAUGACGCGCCGGUGAAUUUUGUUAAAAAACUGACGUAAUUUUUGUAUAUUAGUUUACAAAAGAUUUCACAAUGGCCGAUCAAGUCGACUCAAUGUCAGACGCCGAGCUUCGGACAAAAUUGGCCGAGCAUGGGUUCCCUAUCAUGCCAAUAACAGCAUCCACUAGGAACCUGCUGGUAAAAAAAUUGAAACUUGUGCUCGAUAAUAAAAGUAAGCCGAGGAAUAGUGUUGACAGUAAGGUCGAGAAUAGGCGGUCGCUCGCCCGGUAUUCAAGUGGUGAAGAAUCUGACUUAGAUACGACUAGUAAUGUUAAAGAGAAACGUGGUCGCCGUGCUACAACGGGUGGCGCAAUGUUACCACCUGUGAAUAAAGCUAAACGACAGCCUGUUAAAAAAGGUUCACCUGUAAAACAGGACUCUGAUAAGGGAUCUGAGUCUGAAGAGGAUAAACCACCUGUUCGCACGCAUGAAGAAGUAGAAACAGUAACAACGCGUCGUGUUACCCGCACUUACGCCACUAACGAUCAAGAUGACUAUGAAACAGGAUCUGAUAGUGAUGUGGAUACUGGCAAAAAGACUUCAUCUCCAUUCCGAAGCAACUCUCGUUCUAGUGACUACAUUUCUAGCACUUUACCAACUGUUGAUGCUGCAACUAGCCCUCCAAAAACAUCUUUAUUUUCACGUCCAUCCAUAUCACCAGGGUUUUCAUCUACUCUCUCAUCAUCAGACCAUUUAAAUUCAAUUCGUUCAAGACUUGGAUUAACAUCAACUUUAGGAGAUAAGCCCUCAGUCAGCUCUUAUAAACCAAGUUUCCCAUCCAGUUCAUACCAAGCAUCAACAGAUGAAGUAGAAUCGCCAUAUCUUAGUAAUUUUACGAGACGAUUGUCUGCAUUAAAAAAUGAACAAAAACCAAUGUCAUAUGUUGACCGGGACACAAACAAUGGUAGCACAAUACUUUCACGUAGAUCAUAUAUAACUGGAGUUCCAAGGUCCGAUGAUUAUAAAACAGCCAACGACAAAAAAUUCUUAAAGAAUAAUCUUGUAUCUUUGGCUCUUGUUGUAUUAGUUGCACUUUUUUUUUUUUGCUUAUUUUUCAUGUAUAUAGUUAAGAAAAAUGAUAUCACAUCAGUGGUUGAUGAUCAAAAUAGUGUCAUACCAAUUUGUCAAUUAAAUAUACCAAACAAUAGGCCAGGCAUUAACUGUGUGCCUAAAGAACAAGUCAGCUAUGCUAAAGAUCUUUUGAAAGUUAUACAUCCUGAAUUGACAUCUCUUGCUGCUGCAUACAAAUGUGGAACUCCUGGGGUCAUGCCAUAUCUCACUGAGCGAGAAAUUAUUGACAUUGCUAAUGCCAGAGCAGGCUCUGUUGAUAUUAGUCAGUGUCGGACAGAUCUUAAUAACUUGCAAGUUUUAAUAGUCAAUAACCCUCGAUGGGGACUCAGUGUUGUCCAAUUAAAGAACCUUUACACUAAAGAUGUUGAUUAUACCCCCAUUAUUUCUACUGAUAUUGUAGUACAGCAACGAAAUAAAGGGAGCGUUGCUUUGGCUCUAACUGAUCCAUCUACACCACUGAGUUGUUUUUUAAUUAAUACAUUAUAUUCAGCUGGAUCUACUCUUAUUCUAGUUGGACUUCUAGCUUUGCUCUUACUUGGCUUACAAAGAUUUUACUCCUAUUAUAUGAGAUAUCAGAAGAGAAAAAGUGAAGAGAUCUAUUCUAUGGUGGAACAGAUUAUAGAAGUGAUAUCCCAAGAGACAGAAGAUAGUGGAGAACCCUACAUAUCUGUGGAUCAUGUCCGUGACACUCUUAUUUCACCACAAAAUAGAGAAAAAAUGGCUUCAGUGUGGGAUGCAGCUGUUAAAUUCAUCCAAAGAAAUGAGAGUAGAGUGAGGAUGGAAGUGCAGUCUGUAGAUGGUGAGGACUGCAGGGUCUGGCGAUGGAUUUCAGCUCACAGCAGCCCUAAGCGCAAUGCUGCAUGGCAAGGGCAGGCUUUUGAAACUCAAGAAGGCUCUGUCAACAAUUUGACUGUAUCACCAACACCAUGUCUCAAAAUACGCCACAUGUUCGACAAAAAUGAUACAAAUCCAAAUCUGAGGACUGUCAUCCAAGAUGCUAUUCUAGAGAAGUGUGGAGAGCGCUGUAACAUUUUACAUAUUGACAUAGAGAGAAUGUCUUGCUGUGUGUAUGUGAAAUGCGCGACGCCGGCAGACGCUGGAGUUGUCUACCGUAGCUUGCAUGGGUGGUGGUACGAGGGCAAUCUCAUAACUGUCAAGUACUUGCAUUUGGAACGUUACAUGCAACGGUUUCCAAACUCGCCCUCUGUUGGUCCAUAUUUGAAGUCUUCUCGUCAGCGUCGAAGCAACUGGGAAGAGUGA